Molecule: messenger RNA, 507 nt
Organism: Sphaerulina musiva SO2202
Lineage: Eukaryota; Fungi; Ascomycota; Dothideomycetes; Mycosphaerellales; Mycosphaerellaceae
Exons: 2
Coding region: 1-507 (168 amino acids)
Source: RefSeq, a predicted model, not a curated record
AUGCAUACUGCUCUCUUCGCUGCCGUCGCCUGGGCGAUGUUCGCUCUUGCUAUACCUAGCAGCCUCGAUUUGUUCAGUGACAGCCUAGUCACGCGAGACGAAUCACUAGACAAGUUCCUUAAUUGCGAACGCCUCCAUGUCAUCUGUUCCAAAACAUUUCUCAACGCACAGCUUCCCGAUAACGACUUGGCCGAAUUCUGCGCAGACGUUUCCACUGGUGUCGAUGAUUGGGCCGUGGAGAGUCACAGAGACGGCAGUCAUUGCAUCAAUACCCAACCUGUCGAUCAGGGAGACCCGACAUGUACAGUCGCAGCGCAAUAUAGCUGGGGCAAGCGUUUCGAGGCGGAGUUUACGAUUCGCCGGUGGAGAAAAACCUGCAACGACCCGGUUACGGGUCCGACGGGUAAGAAGACGGCUAUGUUGACGGAGGUUUGCGAUAUUGUCCAUGGAGACUAUUCGGCACAUGGAACAGCAAAGGAGCUAAAAAGUGUACACUGCGGGGAUUAG